AGCAAUUCAAGUCCUCGUUUCGCUCUCAACUCGCCUCUUGGGGGAGAAUCUGUUUGCUCAUCCACUAUCACGUCAGCAUAUACAUAUAUGUAAUUGUCCAUGCGGAGGCCGCUUUUCCCUUCGCAGAGGGAGACGUCACGCCGUCCGAACGGUGUUCGCAGCAGCAGCCCCUCCUCCGCCGGCAUCUCAGCCGCCGCCGACACCGCCAGCGCGUGGGUGCGCCCUCGCCUCCUUAACGCCACCACGCAGCUGCUGGCUCUCCAGCCCGAUGAUCCAUUCCGCGUGUUGAGUGCGCACUUCUCGACGGAAGCGCUCCUGCUCGGCGCGUAUCCAGAGCCCUCCUCCACCGUUGCUGCCACCGACGAGAAGGAGUUGGAAGAGGAGGCGGUGGUCGCCGCCAGUCUUCGCUCGAGUCCGUGUCCCACACGGCCAGCAGGGAAGUCUGUAAACGGGUCUGCGGCAAAAGGAAAGGCGCCAGUUGGCCGCGGUGACUCACGCCCAACGAGCGCCGUGGGAGCGCCGCAAGUGUUGGAGUACCUUGUCGAGCACAGCUGGGCACGGCGCCUUCUGCAGCCCUAUGGACUCCACGCGGUGACGCGGAGUGUGUGCCCGUCGUCCGGCUCCAUUUUAGACCCUCCUGCAGCGGAGUCGAACGCUGUCCCCCAUCGUACAGCAGAGCAACAGCAGCAGUGGAUGGAGUGUUUUGCCCUUCUGCACCGCCAGAGUCGGCUGUCGUCGUCGGAGAAGGUCAUGGCGUCGCGGCGUGCGGUCCAGAUCAACGGUGCUGUGCUCCCACCGGUAGACUACCGGGCCACGGAGGAGGUCUCUGCUUCCCUUGUUCUCCUCUAUAUUAUGUGUGUCAUCGAAGAACACAUUCGGCGAGUCGACUGGGGACCUAUGACGACCGACGGCGCCCCCCAUUCCGCCUUUGCCUUCCGUCGCCUCCAGCUGUCAGUGAAGCUGCUGGGUCUGCAGCUGCUUGUGGCAUUUAUGAAAAGGCAGGAACAGGACAGAAGUGAUAAAUGCAGCAGCACCACAAGCAGCAGCAGCGGAGAUGGCGAGGACGCACUGAUGGGUGCUGUGGAUGAUGCCGACCCAGACGAUGCUUUAUCUGAUGUGGCCGGUCCGUGUGAGUCGUUCCUCGCCCCUCUCUAUGCUUUGCCCCCAGAUGAGCUAGAGCAGUUUCAUUGUUGGUUCCUGCAGCGUCUACGCGCGGUGUCAAUGAACUCGGCGUCUAUUGUACACGAUAAAAUGGUGCCGCAGAACAGCUCCGCCGUCAACACGGAAGCGCGCGUAUCCGCCGCGUCAGAUGAGCCAUCAGCCCUCCCACAACUGCAGUCACACGUCCUUGGCUCUCUUCGCACAAUUCUCAACAGUGACAGCUGUGCGGCUCCCGAAACGCCUGCCGUCAUCUCCGUGGACACUUUUGUCUCGAUUAUGCAGUGCGUGGCUCCAGUUCUCGUCUCACAUCAAUGCACGGCCACGUCGAUGGCGGUCACGCUGAGCGCACGAGUAAGGAGAGGCGCAUGCAUUGCCGGUGCGCACCGUACGGAGACACUGAAGUGGGCCACGACACUUCUGCAGCGUUGCACUGCACACCUAAUAAACGCCGUCCCUGCGCACGCCCACGCGGUGCAAAUGCAUCCCCCUCCGCUUCCGUAUGUAUGGAAAGCGUACGUGGAGCAGAUCGCCAACGCGCUCCAUCAUCUUCAGCACGAUGCGGUAAACGGCGAAAACAGAAACCGCGUGCGGCCUGCCCUCUCGAAGGUAUUCGACGAGGUCGGCUCUGACGAAGACGUGUAUGUGUCGGUAUUUGCUCACGCCUUCGGAGACGUUCCGAACUGCGUGGUGAUGGAAGCCUUGGUGGGUGAAUGGGUCUCCCGCGUCUUUGAGGCCUGCAUUUCCGUUUGA
Leptomonas pyrrhocoris is the source of this 1911-nucleotide messenger RNA. RefSeq lists its product as hypothetical. NCBI's taxonomy places the organism in Eukaryota, Euglenozoa, Kinetoplastea, Trypanosomatida, Trypanosomatidae. The record is from RefSeq and is a predicted model, not a curated record. The transcript has a single exon. The coding region runs from base 100 to 1911 and encodes 603 amino acids.